This is a messenger RNA of Setaria italica (foxtail millet), 1754 nucleotides long. RefSeq names its product F-box protein At2g14290. Bases 172 to 1257 code for a protein of 361 amino acids. The transcript has 2 exons. The record is from RefSeq and is a predicted model, not a curated record. Lineage: Eukaryota; Viridiplantae; Streptophyta; Magnoliopsida; Poales; Poaceae. Gene Ontology annotation, molecular function: protein binding.
UGGCCUGCCCACCGACGACACGCACACAUCCGCUCCUGGCCCCGGCAUUCUCCACCGCUCCGCUGCCCGGAGCAGGAGGAGCACGCGUGACGCGCCGGCGCCGCCGCCGCCGGAUCGCCGGGAUCCGCCGGACCCCUCCGCUCCCGUUGGAUCUCGAAGCACCUCAGCCCCAUGAAGGGGGCACCGAGUCCGUGGUCGGAGAUCCCGCCGGAGCUCGCUGGCCUCGUGCUCCACCGCUUGCAUGCCCACAUAGACCGUGUCCGCUUUGCUGCUGUGUGCAAACAGUGGCGCUCCGCUGCGCAGCAGGUCCCCCUGCCUCCGCCACUACCAGUGCUCGCACUCAAGGAGGGGACCUUCUAUAGCAUGCCCCGGGGCGAGCCGCUCCACUUCCCUGGCUGUGACGGUGGCUUCAUCAUGGCUUCUGGUAACUGGCUGGUGUACAAUCGCUUGCACUGCUUGCUCUUGGUGGACCCCUUCUCUGGCGCCACCAUGACCCUUCCUGCACUGCGUAGCAUUUAUCCACUGGAGGAGAGCAUGGACAUGGUCGUGGUCAAACUAAUUGAGUGCUCACCCCACCUCAUCGCUGCACUGUUCAAGGGUGGCCGUAACUUUUGGAUUGCAGUGUGCCGACCAGGAGACUCCUCGUGGUCAGCAGCACAGAAGCUGCCUAUGGGGAUUUUGGACAUUGCAUUCUACCAGGAGAAGCUCUACGCCCUCAGUUUUCUCCAGGACCUCUUUGCUCUUGACAUAAGCGUUGAUGACAACACUGGCAAUCCACAGGUUGCUCUGAUUGGAAGGGUCAUCAAGGGUGGUUACAUUUACCUUGACCACAACUUCAUGAGGGUGCUCUACCUGAUUGAGUCCCGUGGCUCAUUGCUGAUGGUGCGUAGAAGCAUUUUCCAUGAGCACGGCCAUGGCAAAGGACAGAUACACACUUUUGCUGAACAGUGUGAGCCUGAGCUUGCAGUAUUUGAGCCUGACUUUGGACAGUCACGGUGGACCAAUGCAAUGACUGUCGGGGACGAUCAGGUGCUGUUUCUAGGGAUGUUUUCCAGGGCUGUUUGCAUGCCUCUGUGUGAUUCGCAGGACAAGCGCAUGUGGCUCUUGGAUGACUACAGGAGGGAUCAUUGUGAUGGCGAGACAUGUUCUGGCACCGGUGACAUGAGAAUCGGCAAGUAUUCCUGCCCCCUGCCAAAGAUCUCGUGGAGGGCCCACAAUCUUUGUGCCGGUGCAGUGUGGCUCUUCCCUUCAAACUGAUGCUGUUUGGUUACAACAAGAAGCUGUUAAGUGCAUUGGUAUUGUCCUCUCGUGGUACGGCGGCCUGCUAACUUGCCAUUUGAUGAUUGUGCCAUGCUCAACUUUGUGAAGUUUUUUUAUGAACCUUAUGGUAUGAUCCGAUCAAUUUUUAUUGGUCUAUUCCGUUAUCUUAACUUUGAGGGAGUAUUGAACUGGGGAUGUGUUGAUUUUAUUUCGAAACUUUGUUAUCUUGGACUAUUGUAGGUGAUAAGACUCUUAGUGUGUUAUGUGCUCCCUACCACCACCAUGCUGUUAUGAUCCUUGUGUGAACUAAGGCAAACUUUUGAUGUAAGCAUCCUGUGGCUCUUGUGAGAUGUUUCUGCUGGGAAAACUAUGUCAAACAAAUAUUUUGUCUAGCUCUGGCAUACUUCUUUGUGUGGAGAUGAGGUAUAUGCGUGCCAAACUUGCACCACAGAGUUGCCAGGCUUUAUACCAGUCCUUAAGAAAUAUGAAUGAAA